Molecule: messenger RNA, 876 nt
Organism: Drosophila ananassae
Lineage: Eukaryota; Metazoa; Arthropoda; Insecta; Diptera; Drosophilidae
Exons: 1
Coding region: 1-609 (202 amino acids)
Source: RefSeq, a predicted model, not a curated record
AUGACCACGAAAAUGAAUAAGAAGCAUAAGGAAGAACUUAAAAAAGUGACUCAAAACUGGGGCAAGGCCAAGUUUAAGCCAUACUCGUGCAAGACAUGGAAAUCUGACUCCAACUUCACUCCAAAUCCAGAGCCUACCGCAAAACCAUGGCAGCAUGUGAAGAACGACAUUAUAGAGGCGUCCGAGGAGAUUAGCAGUGCUAAACGUCUUAAUGUGGAAAGCGCGGAUGCAAAGAAGUUUAUGCAGCAGCGUGAAAAAAAUCACAGAAAAAACGUAAUCGAAGCGAAGCGAGCGGAACCCACCAAAUGGGAGUCCUUUGAUGAUGAGCCCACUCCCAAGAAGAAAAAUAACAUCUAUAAGUCCAAGGAUAAGGGCACCUUCAAGGAUUGCAAUAAAGGAGAGCUACCCACUGACGUUAAAAACUUUACCUUCAAGGAACGUAACUUCUACCGCAGGAAAAUCACUUUGGGAGUGACAUCCAAAAAGGGGUCCCUUUUAAACGCCACAAAAGAUUUGAUCAAAAAUGGUUUCGGAGGGAAAAUUGGAAAAGGGACGUUUCAAAACAAUCAAAAAGGAACUUUUAUAAACACGGAAAAUCCUUUUAAAUAGGAUCCGGGAAAGGUUCACGGAAUAAAUAAAUAGUUUCAUAAGUUCUUACAAUUUGGUUUUCGAUUUUUGUACGAAAUUUUGAGUUAAAAUAAACCAAUUUUUUCAAACAUACCUUAAAAAAAUAUUUCUUGAAAGAAAUAAACAAAUUUCACGGGUGAUAAAUCAGAAAUGUAUACACAAUAUUACUACACACGGUAUGUAAAUCUUAAAACUAGUGGUACAAAUACAUGUGGAAUAGGUCGGAUAAAAUAAAUAAACUAAACAGAA